GUAGCAGACAUUGGCAGAAGUCCGAGUUUGGGCUUGUGGUCGAAGUGGCAGCAGCGCACUGACGUGCCUGACGACGGUGUUGUACAGUCGCUGCUGCACUUACAGCAAACGUCGGCGAGACCUUUGCUGACGGCGACAAGUCGGUGGUAGUUGUCGUUGCUACACAUCAUUUCCUUCCUGAUUCCGGGACGACUAGUUGCAGACCGAUGUCUGUGAAAGACACCAGUUCAAGUCCUUCCACAAUGGCAGUGGUGUAGGCGACAAUGGCACCUUUCCUGGGAUCGCUGUUCUUGUUGUGUAUGAUGACCAGACCUUGUUGGGGAGUGACAGACAGCGAUGUUGCCCGCCGCUUCGUUCUAAACCCAGAGCCGCUCACCUGGGAUCAGGCCUCAGACAGGUGCGCCAUGCUGAAUGGAACUCUGGCUACUAUUGACCACAUGGACACAAUCCCUAACUUCGAGUUAUCAGGGGAGUGGACAAUGUGGGUUGGACUGAAGGUUGUGCCCUCUGUAAACAUGACGUGGCAAGAUGGUGGAGAUGUGUUGUGGAGCAACUGGAAGGAUGAGCCCAACAUGAACAUCACCAACAUGACCUGUACAUCUGCUGUCUCAGCUUUCCCUUACUCCUGGCGUCCGAGACCAUGUACGGAUCUUCUUCCAUCGCUGUGCCAGAUUCUCGAAGGGCAUUGCCACUUCACGGUGACCCCUCGGGCCAGUGUCACGGCCUACAACAACCUCAUCAAGAUUGAUAUCAGCAAGGAGGACUGUCUGGAGCUCUGUAGGACUACCCAGGACUUCGACUGCCGCUCCGUUGAGGUUCACAGAUCCUUCGAUGUCUGCCAACUGAGUGCCGAGUCCCGAUGGUCACAGCCCAGGGCAUUCGGGACCAGCGACCGUGACUGGGACUACUAUCACUGGACCUGCAUCAAUGGGUCAUACAGUGGAGAACAUACAACAGAGAGCGAUAACAACGAUAACAGCUAUAACAACAUGUCCACAGAGUCCACGCCGCCGUUAUCUUCGACCUCUGAGUCAGCGUCCACAAGUCCUCUGACCACAACAGAAUCGGAAGGGCAGUUGGUUUGUGUUGUUGUCAGACAAACAUCCGACAACACCUCAGGAGUGAUAAGGCAGGAAGUCCAGGAACUAAAGGACCUGAGUUAUGUCAUCAAACAACAGCAAAAGAUCAAGAAAAAGGUGACUGUGUCUGAUCCUCGGGUAUCGGCCACCUACGUAGGGUCACUGGCUGUGGGCGUGUCACUAGCUGUGCUGGGUGUCAUCGUCAUCAUCGACCUGAUGAGCCUGCCCAAGCACUUCCGGGAGAUGCAGAAGCACGGGUCGCUGUGUGGCCGGUGUCAGAAGGCCAGAAGGAAGAAGAAAUCCAGGAAGGCAGCUGCCGCAAGGAGCGCGGAGUUCUCAGACCGCCGACUCAGAGCCGACGCUGUCUUCAUAGUCCGAUCCCCAGACCAGGAGAACUGUCCACGACCUCCCACCGCCCACCAGGAGAACCUCGAAAACAUGUGUUUCCAAAGGGAGAUCACGCUGGUUGCUGACAGUGUCAACAUGGCCGACGGCGGAAAUAGCACAGAUUACAUUGCAGAAGCCGGAAACGGAUCCAAAACAUUAGAAUCUUGCCUUAUGGGGGACGAGGAGAAGGGAUGUGCAAGUUCCGGUCUCUAUGUGGAUAACGGGGUUGUCUGUGACGUAAAAAACAGAGAAGGCGCUGCCGAUACCUACGUCAGAAAUACGACAAUCGACUAUGACGUCAGAAACACGACUUGCGUGCCCUCCAGUGACGUCAGAAAUAUGACGUGGGAGGGGAACAUUGGUUGAAGACGUGUUGGAACAUUUGUCACUGCAACUGUUUAGCAGAUUGUGGAGACUGAAUGUCGAUAAAAGACUGCAAGUGGAGACACCGGUCUUAACAGUUGGGGAGGUUGAACAAACAAACAAACAAACAAACAAACAAACAAACAAACAAACAAACAAACAAACAAACAAACAAACAAACAAACAAACAAAAUAAGUAAAGAACAUAACAGCGACUUCGUGGAUUAAAACAGUUUGUACAACAUUUGGCAUAGAAAUACUUAUAAUCCCAGAUAAAAGUUACGGCCAACUGAUGUUGAGAGUAAUGAGAUUUUUAUAAACAGA
Molecule: messenger RNA, 2153 nt
Organism: Pomacea canaliculata
Lineage: Eukaryota; Metazoa; Mollusca; Gastropoda; Architaenioglossa; Ampullariidae
Exons: 8
Coding region: 264-1832 (522 amino acids)
Source: RefSeq, a predicted model, not a curated record